AUGAAGUCUUCACUCUUCGCCCUUGCUUUCGCAGCCAUCACCCCUCUCGUCGCUGCCGCCGACAGCCUCUACAAGGGUAACGAGGCCGUCUGCGGUAGCCUUGGAGUCAUGAACGUCGCUCCCUCUGACAUCCCAGAGGGUGUCCAGGCCUCUGAGAUCCGUCUCUGCGCCGACCACCCCAACGGGGGUCGCGACCGUGAGCUCGAUCCCAAGAAGGGCGCUUCCCUGGCUCCUUUUGAGAACAAGAAGCCUAUCCAACACUCUCCCAAGAACCUCUUCGAGCGAACUUGCGCACUCACCGCCCCAUACGGCUGCUCUGAUCGUUUCUGCUGGAAGGGCCCUGGAGGGGAUGUCACAGUUGGCACGACUGCGGGAUGGACGAUGAGCACUACGGCUGCGGACAAAAUUGCAGGACACGUCCCCAAGAUUGCGGCUGUUCCUGCUAGAGGUACCACACGUUACACUCGAUAUCUGAGUGAAAAGACUGCAUAUUUCGCUUCUUAA
Molecule: messenger RNA, 504 nt
Organism: Fusarium coffeatum
Lineage: Eukaryota; Fungi; Ascomycota; Sordariomycetes; Hypocreales; Nectriaceae
Exons: 3
Coding region: 1-504 (167 amino acids)
Source: RefSeq, a predicted model, not a curated record